This is a messenger RNA of Lacerta agilis (Sand lizard), 5118 nucleotides long. It is a transcript of the gene BCORL1, whose product is annotated as BCL6 corepressor like 1. Gene Ontology annotation, molecular function: transcription corepressor activity; protein binding. NCBI's taxonomy places the organism in Eukaryota, Metazoa, Chordata, Lepidosauria, Squamata, Lacertidae. Gene Ontology annotation, cellular component: nucleus. Bases 315 to 4793 code for a protein of 1492 amino acids. The record is from RefSeq and is a predicted model, not a curated record. The transcript is spliced from 14 exons. Gene Ontology annotation, biological process: negative regulation of transcription by RNA polymerase II.
UGGGCUUUCUGCUUGUGCUGCCGACGCGAGGUGGGACUCGCGCGGGCCUGGCCGGCGAUCGCGGCCUUCGAAGCUCGAGCAACUUCUAGGGCAGGCGCUGCGAGCCCGGACAGACGGGCGGUGAAGGAGAGCGUGGCCGCCAAGCAGGCAGGCGACGGACGCUGCCGGCCGGCUGGGGGUCAAAGCCAGCAACCGAUCCUCCGGCCGAGCUGGGGCGCCUCCCUCCGGCCGCAUCCCCGAGAGGAGCCGAGCAGGCGACGGAAGGAGGCAGAGCCCGUGACAGGAUUGAGACUGGCUGGCACUGAGCGGCUGUCAUGAUCUCUGCAGCGCCUCUCUACAGCGGGGUGCACAACUGGACUGGCACUGAGCGGAUUCGCAUGUGUGGCCUCAGCGAAGAGAGGAGAGCCCCACUUUCUGAUGAAGAAUCCAACACCAGCAACUCCCAGCAUCUGGGCUCCCCUGACUUCUGCACUGGCAGCAGCUUUUCCAAGGUGGAGCUCACGGCAGUCUCGAGUAGCGGCGGCAGUGCCCAAGGGUUUGAGGCAGAGGGCAUCGUGGAGGAGGAACUCGGACCUACGCUUAAGGAGCAGCCCUGCGAGCCAGACUGUGCUGAGAAGGCCUUGAAGGGCGGCAAUGCCAACCCAGGCAAAGUUAGGGAGGGCGGACUCACAAGGCCAGAGAGCAGCGGCAGCCCGGACUGUGCACGGCCGUCUGCUAAGGAGGCGGCAGAGGUCUCCCCCGCUUGCCCAAAGGCUCUGGAGAGCGAGCAUCCAGGGAAGGAGAAAAGCACCCCAGCUGCUGGCACAACCCUGACAGCUGCUGCCACGCCUGCUGCUGCCACGGCCACCAACAGCUGCAGCACUUUGACCUCUGCCCCAGCCACCUUCACCUUGAAAAGCGUCUGUUUCUCCACUUCUCAGGCCCCUGCUAUGCAAAAAAUGGCCCUCUCCUUCCCACCUGGUGCAGUCCUCGCCCCCAGCCAGCCCCUAGUUUACCUCCCACCUCUUCCAAGCCCGCUCGGGGUCCCGUCUGCCCUUGCCCUGCCUGUCAUACCCACCUUCCCACAAGACCCCUGCCUGCCUAGCCUUCUCGCCCCCUCUGAGCUGCGCUCUUACCCGUAUGCCUUCUCCGUGGCCAGGCCUUUGGCCGCAGAUCCCAAAGUGGCACCUGUGGAGACAAGCCAGCUGAACUGCCCUGCCCCGUCAGGGGAAAGCAGCACCCCUGCGGUCACUGGACCCUCCUCUGUUGUCGAUGGCUCGGACCUCUCGCCUAGCACGCCUGCCUUGGCAGCGGCAGGUGCCAGCCCUGUCCCACUGUCGGUCGCCGCCAGUGUGCUCGCCAGGUCCCCGACAGUCCCGGAACAGCUUCCCUCAGGCGUCCUGGCCUCCAUCUCCCCACUGAAAUCCCCCCCACAGCUGGAGCGUGAGAUGGUCUCCCCGGAAUGCAGCGAGAUGCCCCUCGACCUUUCUGCCAAGUCAAACCGCCAGAAGCUGCCUCCUCCGAGCCAGCGCAAGACGCCCCCGAUGCCUGUGUUGACCCCAGUGCACACCAGCGGCAAAGCACUGCUCACCACGGUCUUCUCCAAGCCUCAGCGGGUGGCUCAGGCCAUUGGCGGCCCAGGCACUGCUUCACCCUUCGUCAUCUUCCCGGAGUUCCUCCGCAAUGGAGAGCAGGGCUCCUGGGUGAAGAGCUCGACUGCCCUCAUCAGCACCAUCCCAGGCACCUACGUUGGGGUGGCCAACCCAGUCCCAGCUUCUGUGCUGCUGGGCAAGGAUUCCAGCAUCGGCCUUGGCAGGGACUCCCGCCAUCUCGCCAAGCAGGAGCUCAUUUCCAUUGUUGACCAGGGAGAGCCUCGCAGUGGUGGGCUGCCUCCCGGGAAGAAGAGUGGUGGAGAGGGGUCGCCCGACCCCGCAAAGCAGCUCCUUCGUGGCCGGGGUGUGCCAGGGGCCCAGUUGCACCCCUCAAAGGAGCUGGCCAUUUGGAGCCCCAGCCAGGGAAGCGUUUACCCUCGGUGCUCAGUCAAUGGGAAGCCUGCCAGCCCCCAGCUGCUGCCUGUGGGGUGGUCGCCUUAUCAUCAGGGCCCUCUGCUUUCCAUCGGCAUCUCGGCAGCCGGGCAGCUGUGCCCAAAUCAAGUUGCCCCCUGCAAGCCGGCUGGCACAGGUGAGCUGGCCACGUUCCCUGGUGUGCAGCUGAUAGAGUCCUCCGCUGUGGUCCAGAAGCCCCCCGAAGCUCCCUCUCAGGGCAAGGGUUGUAAGGCAGCCUUGCCGAACACAGCCAGCCCUUUGUGCAUCUCACCAGCUCUUCAGACCAGCCUCCCAGACGCAAGGGGCUCCGAGGGUCUCAUCCCAAAAUACGACUCUGACAGACUCGAGGCUGACUCGGCAGCACAGGCCACCCUGCAGCCCAAAGCUCCCCCGGAGGGCUGUAGCCGCAAGCGCCCUGGGGAUUCCAAGCCUAAAAACCAGGUCUUGACUGCCUACCUAUCUCACAGCCUUUCCUUAGCUAGGCAGCCAAGUGUGCGGACAACCUCUGAGGCUCCUCUCCCAGGGAGCAAGCGCAAGGACCGGAAGUGCAGCAACGCAUCUCGGAAUCAGCCGGCGGCAGAAGUCCCUCUCCGCAGCAUGCACCAGGUUGAUCUCAGCCGUGUGAAGAAGGAACGGGUGGAGCCAGAGGUGCUGAUCACCGCCGCCACUUGUCUGCAUGCUGGGGCUGCCUCGAGAAGCCCUCCGAAAGCCAAGCUCAAGGGGGUGGCCCACAUCAAAGUGGAGGAGGGCUUCCCCUGCAAGUCCAAGCGGCAGCAUGACGAGCCAGACCGCCUGACCCACAAGAAGCAGAAGUGCAGGGGCAGUGAGGAAUCUCAGGCCCCCUGCAAAUCGGACAACCAGAACCUGCACACCCGUAAGUGGCGGAAGUAUCACAGCUCCCACGAGGUCAGCAAGCAGGAGAGCCGGUCGGGCUCCACGAAGGAGCAUGGCAGCCCCCGUGCCAAGCGCAAGCGCCGGAAGGCAUCUCCAGGGCAUCAUGGGCACAGCUGCGAAGAAGUUUUUGUUGAGAAGAAAUCAAAGAACAGUUUCCGGGACUUCAUUCCUGUGGUGCUGAGCAGCCGGACACGCAGCCAGUCAGGAAGCAUGGGAGGCUCUUCUGUUAACAUGUUGGAGGAGGAGUGUGGCCAGGAGAUUCUACCACCGGUGGAUGAGGAAGAAGAGAAUGUCGAGGGGGAAGAUGAGCUCGCCUUGAGGCAUCGCAGGCUGAGAAAAUCCCACCGCCUCUCCCCCCACUCUGGCUGCAAAGACAGAGAGCGGUCGCGGUCAGAGAAGAGCAGUUUCCACUCACGCAAGAGUCAGGGGAUGCCGUGGCAAGUGGACGCCACUGAGCAGCUGUGGAGCCGCAAGGAGGCGGAGGAAGAGAGCAGCCACAUCAAGAGGAAGAAAAGGAGGAGGCAGAAAAGCUGGAAGUACCAGACUGGAGACUACUUGAUAGAGAGGGAGAAAGAGGAGCACACGAGCUGUUGCCACAAGCGGCGGAAAAUGAAAGCAGACUUCAGGUACCGAAAGCACAAGGAUGCUGUGCUGAGCAAAGGCUCGGACCUGUGCUUGCGGAGUAGGCUUUCUCCAACCCUCCAAGGACGCCUGGACUUCCACAACGGAUUCCUCUUGGAUCACCCUGACUCUGCUCCCAUCCAGGAUGUGCUGGAGAAACCUUCCGGGAAACGCAAAUGCAAAACCAAACACCUCUCAGGCAGCUGCGAAGAGGGGAAGGCCAAGGCACGCCUGAGCCAGUCCAAGACACGCUCUCCAAAGAAAGCUCGGGAACCCUGCUUGUUGAACAAGUCCCGGCAGCACAAAUCAGAAAGAGCCCCCGAGUCCCCUGCAGCCCCGCCAGUGCCCCCUGAAGCUCGCCGACUGAUAGUGAACAAGAAUGCCGGGGAGACACUGCUGCAGAGAGCAGCCCGGCUUGGCUACAAGGAUGUGGUGAUGUACUGCCUGCAGAAGGAAAACAACGAUGUCAACCACAGGGACAACGCAGGCUACACAGCCCUGCACGAGGCCUGCGCUCGCGGCUGGGUGGACAUCCUACAGCUCUUGCUGGAGCAUGGUGCAAACGUGAACUGCAGUGCGCAGGAUGGCACCAGGCCUGUCCAUGACGCUGCAGCAAAUGACAACCUGGAGAUCAUGUGGCUCCUGCUUUCUUACGGUGCUGACCCAACCCUGGCUACAUAUUCGGGGCAGACUGCCCUGAAGCUGGCCAGCAGCGAAAACAUGAAAAACUUCCUUAAUGAUUACCUCUUGGAUCUGCAGGGUCGAGCUGAAGGAGACCCCCAUACAGCCUGGGAUUUUUACAGCAGCACUAUAUUAGAGGGGAAAGAUAAAAUCAGCUGUGACCUUCUGCUCAACCCUCCUGGGAGCUCUGAUCAGGAGGAAGAUGAGCAGGACUCGGACCACCUAAUGUUUGAGUUCUCCGACAAGCCGCUGCUCCCCUGCUACAACCUGGAAGUGUCUGUCUCCAGGGGGCCCUGCAACUGGUUCCUCUUCUCGGACGUGCUGAAGCAGCUGAAGCUCUCAUCCCGCAUCUUCCAGGCCCGCUUCCCACACUUCGAGGUGACCACCCUGCCCAAGGUGGAGUUCCAGCGCCAGGUGUCAUUGAGCCAGGUGCUGGCCCCAGAAGAAAUCCAGGAGCACAUGGCGCCCCCCUUGGCUCUGUGCGCUGCAGAGACGGUGGAGCUGGUGCGCCACGAGCCGGAGUUGGCUCAGCUGCUGGGCUCAGAGGUGAUGUUGGAGGCCUGGAGCAGCUGACGGGGGGCCGGGCAUUCCCCUCUGUCGGCGUCGGACUGCACUGCGAGGCAAUAAUCUGGACCAAGGAGAGAAGGUGGCCUUCUCGCGGGCAGGGCUUCUGUCUGCCUGGUCCUCCCUGACGAACUGCAACGGGUGCUCACCGCCUGCCCUCCUACCUUCCCACCCAACCUGGGGGUAGGAAGCUGCCGUCCCCUGUGCCCUGGACUCUGCACUCGUUUACCUGCUGCAGGGCCUUGGUGGUUUGGAAGCCUCUCCAUGGAACUGCAUCUCUUUCCCCACCCCCAAGCUCUUCCAGAGUAUUUAUUUAAAUUAGUAUUUAAUUUGU